CCCCACUGCCCACCUCCCAUUUAAGCAAAAGUCAUGUCUUAAAUUUUAUCUGUUCUUUGGGCCACUCCUUACCAAGUUGCUUAUCUUGUAGCAUGGAAGUAUGACUUUUCUUGAGUCGUCCUUGAUGGUGAAUUAUCCUACUUUUUGCUAUGUAAUUUCCUUGAAUCUGGAAGCUACAAAUUGAUCUAUGACUCAAUUAAGAAGCUAGAAUUACAUUCUUGCAGAUAGAGAUUUCAGUCACAAACCAAGAUUAUGUCCUCUCCUAGUCGUAAGGAUGAAAAAUUCCCAUCGUUAACAUCAACACCACAAUGUCUUCGAUUUUCUCUUGCAGAGAUUCAAUCUGCAACAAAAGACUUCGAUGAUGAACUGGUGAUUGGUCAUGGAGGAUUCGGAAAGGUGUACAGAGGUAGUACUUGUAUUGAAGAAACAAGUCAUGUUGUUGCCAUCAAACGGUUGGAUUCUACAUCUGAGCAGGGAGCACCUGAGUUUAGGGCCGAAAUCGAGAUGCUUUCUAAGCUACGGCACUGUCACUUGGUCUCUCUAAUCGGUUUUUGUGAUGAUAACAAGGAGAUGAUUUUAGUUUAUGCAUAUAUGCCAAAUGGAACCCUCUAUCAUCAUCUACAAAGAGCUGAAACUCCUUUAAAUUGGGUUCAACGACUUAGGAUAGCCAUAGGUGCUGGUCGUGGGUUGGACUACCUUCACACAGGUUUUGGAACUCAACAAGGAGUCAUUCAUCGUGAUGUGAAGACUUCAAACAUUCUUUUGGAUGAGAAUUGGGAAGCUAUGAUUUCUGAUUUCGGGCUGUCCAAAAUAGGCCCAACCAACGAAUCAAUGUCAUAUGUUGACGCAAGUGUUAAAGGCACAUUUGGUUAUCUGGAUCCAGAGUAUUUCUACACAAGAAAGCUGACAAGGCAAACUGAUGUGUAUGCAUUUGGGGUUGUAUUGUUUGAAUUGCUAUCAGGGAGGCUUCCAGUAGACGAACGCUAUGGCGAGGAGCAAUGUAGUUUGGUAAGGUGGGCUCAAAAAUGCGUGAAAGAACAAAAAUUUGAUCAAAUGGUUGAUUCUAAAAUCAAAGGAACAAUUUUGCCCAAAUGUUUAAGACAGUUCGCUCAAAUUGCAGAUAGUUGUUUGCGUAAUGUUCUAAAAGAACGCCCUACCAUGGCUAAGAUUGUUGUUUCACUUCAGGCUUUACUUGAACUACAACAGAGAUAUGACAGUUCUACUGAGCCAUCAAGUAGAACUGGAUUAACUUGGAAGAUUCAUAAGUAUCUUGUUUCUGUGACUAAACUAAAUGCUGACCAAAAUGGCACCAGUUCAUCAAAGAGCCCUGAAAACAACAUGAAUCCCCUCUCUUCAACCAACAAAGAUGGAAAGGACCAGGGUGAAGUGCCUCUUCAGUUUGAGGAAUUAGUGGCUAAAGAUCUAAAAUCAUUCACGUAUAACAAAUUGCGCUACUUUGGAAAUAGCACACAGUUGGAUUACUAUGUGUAUGUUUACAGAGGUUGGAUCAAUAAACAAGCGCAUUUCCCCUCUGAAGAUAAUACUAGAUUGCCAGUUGCAGUCAAGAGACUUGACCACUUUAAAUGUGUAGACCGGUUGGAUUUGGAAAUGUUGAAAGAAUUUACUCAUCCCAACCUUGAAAAGCUCAUAGGAUAUUGCUUGCAAGGCAAACAGCUCUUCCUAGUGUAUGAAUUCAUGCCUAAUGGAAACUUUGAGGAUCUCCUGGAUAGCGGAGGUUUAGCACAACUUCCCUUGGUUACAAAGAUGAAAAUAGCAGUAGGAAUCGCUCGAGGGAUUGUUUUCUUGAACGAAACACAAUAUGUUGUUGGAAUUAAUAAGACAAAUCUUUACAGAAGUAGGAUAUUGUUGGAUGAGGAUUUUACAGCAAAGCUUUCAGGUUAUGAUGUUACUAAGUUGAUACAUGGUCACUAUCCAGAAAGUUGGACUCAGGAUACUCUUCCUAGCGGUGACGACUAUUAUCCUGGGCGCGAGCCCUUGGAAUUAGAGACCAAUUGCGAGGGUUUUGCUGUGGUAUUUGCGGAGUUGCUAACAGGGAAAUAUUGCGGUAAUAGUAUUGCAUAUGCAGAGAUUUGUAAUCAAUCGUUUUACCAACAUGGAAAAUUUUCUUUGGGAGAUAUUGCAUUCAAAUGUUUUGAAAACUGCAAUAAGGUGGAUGCAGAAUCAUGGAUGCUAAGAAUCUUGGAGAAGAAUGCUAAGCGGAACCUGAACCGGUCCAAACAUAUAUUGGCCGGGGGGAGUGAAACAAUUGCCCCUCAAAGACGUAAUUAUUCAUAAAAACCACUAAAUUAUUAUAAUGUUUAUUCAAAUGAUCAUAAUGCUAUGUCAAAUUAGUAUCAUGAUCAUUCGAAUUAUGAUCAAGCUCAUUCAUGCCCAUUUGACACAUUAGAGUUACUCAAUGCUUUAAUAAAUUUAUCCAUGGCUCCCUUUUAGGAUUGCA
This is a messenger RNA of Lactuca sativa (garden lettuce), 2458 nucleotides long. RefSeq lists its product as uncharacterized. Gene Ontology annotation, molecular function: transmembrane receptor protein tyrosine kinase activity; ATP binding. Gene Ontology annotation, cellular component: plasmodesma; plasma membrane. The record is from RefSeq and is a predicted model, not a curated record. NCBI's taxonomy places the organism in Eukaryota, Viridiplantae, Streptophyta, Magnoliopsida, Asterales, Asteraceae. Gene Ontology annotation, biological process: protein autophosphorylation.